Molecule: messenger RNA, 1635 nt
Organism: Doryrhamphus excisus (bluestripe pipefish)
Lineage: Eukaryota; Metazoa; Chordata; Actinopteri; Syngnathiformes; Syngnathidae
Product: frizzled-7-A-like
Biological process (GO): canonical Wnt signaling pathway; non-canonical Wnt signaling pathway
Cellular component (GO): plasma membrane
Molecular function (GO): Wnt receptor activity; Wnt-protein binding
Source: RefSeq, a predicted model, not a curated record
AUGGCAACAGGGGGGACCUGGUCGUGGUGGUUGAGUUACCACGUUCUACCUCUGCUCUUUCUGCCGUGCUUUGCCCAGCAACAGCCGGGAUUUUCUAUCCCAGAACAUGGAUUUUGCCAGACCAUCUCCAUCCCACUGUGCACCGACAUGGCCUACAACCAGACCAUCAUGCCCAACCUGCUGGGCCACACCAACCAAGAAGACGCCGGGCUUGAGGUCCACCAGUUCUACCCACUUGUCAAAGUCCAGUGCUCAGCAGACCUCCAGUUCUUCCUGUGUUCCAUGUACGCACCCGUGUGUACAGUUCUAGACCAGGCCAUCCCACCCUGCAGGACUCUGUGUGAGCGGGCUCGGCAGGGCUGUGAGGCACUCAUGAAUAAAUUCGGCUUCCAGUGGCCCGAGAAGCUGCGCUGCGAGAACUUCCCUGUCCACGGUGCCGGAGAGAUCUGCGUGGGUCAGAACUCAUCAGAGAGCAGCGAUGCCGUGACGGAUCCUGUCCCAGAACUCCCAGAACCGUUCAGGAAGCCAUCUUUCUUCUGCCCGUCACAGCUGGAGGUGCCGGCUUACCUGGGCUACCACUUCCUUGGCGCUAAGGACUGCGGUGCCCCCUGCGAGGUCUACACGCCUGGUGGACUCAUGUACUUCACAGAGGAGGAGAUCAAGUUUGGACGGUUCUGGGUUCUCUGUUGGGCUUUUUUAUGCUGCGUCAGCACUUUUGUCACCAUCCUCACGUACGCCAUAGACGCUCAGCGCUUCCGCUACCCGGAGAAACCUGUGGUUUUUCUCUCUGGUUGCUACUUCCUGGUGGCGCUGGCGCACGUCACCGGCUUCCUGUUGGAGGAUAAAGUCAUCUGUGUGGACAAGAUGAAAGCAAACGGUUGGAAAAUGGUGGUUCAGGGUACCAAGAACGAGGCCUGCACCGUUCUUUUCAUGGUGGUCUACUUCUUCAGCAUGGCCAGUGCCGUCUGGUGGGUCGUUUUGGCGUUCUGCUGGUUCCUGGCGGCGGGGAUGAAGUGGGGUCACGAAGCCAUUGAGGCCAAUUCCAGACACUUCCACCUGGUGGCGUGGAUCGUGCCGGCUUUGAAGACCCUCGCCAUCGUGGCGAUGGGACAAGUUGAAGGUGACCUUCUCACCGGUCUGUGCUACGUAGGCGUGUACAAUGUUGGCGCUCUGCGGGGCUUCGUGAUGACGCCGCUUUUGAUCUACCUCGUUGCCGGUACUUCCUUCCUGGUGGCCGGCUUCGUCUCGCUUGUUCGAAUUCGCUCCAUUGUCACAUUGGACGGUACCGAGACCAAAAAACUGGAGAAGCUGAUGAUGCGGCUCGGUGUGUUCGGCGUUCUGUCCGUACUUCCUGCCGCCAUCGUGCUGGCCUGCAUCUUCUACGAGCAAACAUUCCGACCACGCUGGGAAUACACGUGGCGAUUGAUGACAUGCAAGCAACUCUCCAUUCCGUGUCCUUCCCAAAACGUUCCUCCGUCAACGCCGAACUUGACCGUGUUUAUGAUCAAGUACCUGAUGACCAUGGUUGUUGGGAUCGCAUCGGGGUUUUGGAUCUGGUCUGGAAAGACCUUGCAGUCCUGGCGCCACUUUUAUAAGCGACUAAGUGGCUCAGAGUUGGAAGAUGCGGCGCCUUAA